Corticium candelabrum is the source of this 1643-nucleotide messenger RNA. RefSeq names its product PHD and RING finger domain-containing protein 1-like. The record is from RefSeq and is a predicted model, not a curated record. Lineage: Eukaryota; Metazoa; Porifera; Homoscleromorpha; Homosclerophorida; Plakinidae. Gene Ontology annotation, molecular function: ubiquitin protein ligase activity. Gene Ontology annotation, biological process: protein polyubiquitination; protein monoubiquitination. The transcript has 5 exons. The coding region runs from base 45 to 1637 and encodes 530 amino acids.
ACGACGCGCGAACUCUAAACGUUUCUUGGCUUGUGGAAGUUUGGAUGACGGACUUGGCUUCUCCAGGGGUUACUUGUGUCAUAUGCUUAGAGUCUAUUCGAUACCAAGGCAGUUUAAGCGUGUGUAGCCAUUCGUUUUGUUUUGAAUGCAUUCUCGAGUGGUCGAAAGUGGACAAUUCGUGUCCUUUAUGUAAAUCAAAGUUUAGAUGUGUAAGAAAGGUGGGGUUAUUUGCGGGGGCCUCACCUGUAAGCCGGGUAAGAGUGGCAGACAAAAUUCAGCGCGUGUGGUAUGAUGAUGACGAGGAGGAUGCAGCUGUUACUGAAGAAAACAGCCAGGCGUUAGACUCUCAAGAUUUUGACGGUUGGCUGACUACUCGACAGCAUGUUGAUGGGUACGACUUGAAUGACUCAUUUAUUGAUGAUACAGAUGCAACUGAGACGGUUACUCUGUGGUCUCUUCUAACUGCUGAAACUGAUCCUGAUUAUGACUGGAAGAAUGACAGACAAUCAAGACGCCGACGCCCACAGAGACAAACUACAAUCCGUUUGUAUGGUUCUAGAUCUCAGACAUUGACAGAUGAAGAGUCUAUUAGUGAACACCAAGCAGUUCAGCCAGUCAACUUUUAUGGAGAAAGAGGAGUCAACGAAGGCCAGGGGAGCCUUGAUAGACUCCACCAGAUACAUUCUACAAGAGAAACACGCUCUACAAGAGAAACACGCUCUACAAGAGAAACACGCUCUACAAGAGAAACAAACUCUACAAGAGAAACAAACUCUACAAGAGAAACAAACUUCACAAGACGAAUGGCAAGGGCUAGUUCACGGCGGAGACAAGCAGCAAGAAGCAGCAGAGAGUAUGCAACAGGUACAAGAAGAAAGAGAAAAUCUAACUCUUCACGAAGCAAAGGCAUAAAGCCCACAGUUGCAACCUUAUCUGAAAUGUCAGAAAGUGGAACGGAACUGAGGAGCUCAGGAAUGACUAGUAGUGGUUGUAUGGUGACAGCAAGAGAUGACAUUGAUAACAUAUUAGCCAGCGCAUCAAUGUCCAACAAGAAGUGCCGGUUUACUCAACUCGAUUCAAGUGAUAGUGAUUUUGAGCCUCUUACUUUGCGAAUCAAGAACAUAUCCAGCUCUCGUCAAGCAACCUCUGUAAGGACGACAAGAGAAGAUAGCAACAAACCUGAUACUACCACCCGCAGUCACGAAAACCUUGCAGAACAGCAAAGAUUCAGAGCAGAUCGCAAGAAUGUACCCAACACCAACACAUCUAAAUACCACAAUUCAAGUUUACUGGAAGCCUUGCAAGCUGCCUCUCCUCCACCAACACACCAAGCAUCUCUGUCUGCAUGGGCAGCAGCAGCUAGCAAUCCAUUUCACAUCAAUGCGAAUCAAGAACAGACACAAGAGGACACAACACCAUUUGUGUGGACUCCAAACACUGCAGCCAAGGUACGCAGAGUUUUCUUUGGACGUAACCACACGGUCUCUAGUCGUGAAGCGAGGCAGCCACUGGGAAGACUAACGACCAACACGCAGAUAACACACGAGAGUAUGUCGCCACAACAGACAACAUACAGCACGGUGACGUUGAAACGCGGCAGAGUACUAGUGAGUGACACAGACAGAGAAUCAGACUGAUGUAUG